AUGUUUUUGCUGCCGCGGCCGCGCCGCGACCUCCCGUUUGUUUGGCUCUCGCACUCCUGCGCGGAGGAAGCACCUCCCGACGGGUGCGGAGGAAGCAUCUCUCCGACGGGUGCAUCGUGCAUGUUCGCGCUGCCGCUAGCCGUCGCCGCCGCCGCCCUCGCCCUGCGCGCCGGCACGCCACGGAUGAGCAUUGCAAGUGACGCGGAGCGGUGGAUCACAAGCAACUUGGGCUCCAUCACGUCGAAGCGGUCUAUGGGCGGCGGCAGCGGCUGGGCCAGCCUCACGCGCUACGCCGUCGAGGGGCACGAGAAGGAGCUGGUCGUCAAGGCGUCCGGCUCGCGCCCUCUCGAGUCCAUGUUCCUCGGCGAGGCGCUCGGCCUCCGCGCGCUCGGCGCCUCGGGCUCGAUGGCGGUGCCAGAGGUGUUUGCCUUCGAAGACGGCUCCAACGGCGGAUCGUUUCUCAUCAUGGAGUACAUGGACAUGGGCGGGCGCGUCGACCAGGAGGAGUUCGGCCGGCUGAUGGCUCAGAUGCACCUCGCGGAGCCGCUGGCCAAGGAGGCGAGGGAGGGCAGGUUCGGGUUCGACGUCGACAACACCAUCGGCGCGACGCCGCAGCCAAACGCGUGGACCGCGGGCAGCGGGACCGCCGCCUGGGUCGAGUUCUUCCGCGACAAGCGGAUCGGCUUCCAGGUGCGUAAGGCUGCCGACGCGCGCCUCCGCAAGCAGUGGGAGGCGACGCUCGACGCGACGGACGGCCUCGCGGACCUGUUCGAGGGGCUGGACGUCAAGCCGUCGGUGCUGCACGGCGACCUGUGGAGCGGCAACAUCGCGUCCGCGAAGGGCGUGCCCUGCAUCUUCGACCCGGCGGUCUACUACGGCCACCACGAGGCCGAGUGGGGCAUGAGCUGGUGCGCGUCGCUCGGCCCCGCCUUUUGGCAGGGCUACCGCUCGCUGGUCCCAAAGGACGAGGGCUUCGAGCGCCGCUUCGCGCUGUACGAGGCGUACCACCAGCUCAACCAUUACAACCUCUUUGGCGGCGGCUACUACAACGCCGCGCUCUCGCGGCUCGCGCAGGUCGAGAGCGGCUGA
Emiliania huxleyi CCMP1516 is the source of this 1089-nucleotide messenger RNA. RefSeq lists its product as hypothetical. The transcript has 2 exons. The record is from RefSeq and is a predicted model, not a curated record. NCBI's taxonomy places the organism in Eukaryota, Haptophyta, Isochrysidales, Noelaerhabdaceae. Bases 1 to 1089 code for a protein of 362 amino acids.